AUGCAAGCGCCACAUGGCCCCAAUGGCACCGAGAGUGGUGGCAAUGGCCAUGCAGAGCCUGCCAGGCCCGCCAAGAUCUCCUUCUACGCGCCGGGCGCCUUUCCCAGCUCGAGAGCUUCAGGCGCCCCACCCAUCUACGCCGUGCCCGGCGGUGGGCGGCGGCCACGGGAGGCGGGGGAGUUGGACGGACGCCUCCGCGAUGCCACGAAGCCUCAGGAGCUGAUGCAGCUUGUGGCGCGCGAGCUCGCGCGCUUCGACAUCGGCAACCUGGUGGUGGCCUUCACCAGCGCCGCCAAGUUCGAGGACGGCUGUGACACGCACUCGGCGUGGCCGGGACUCCUCGAGCGCUUGCUGGAGACGGCGGACUUCCUCGAGCCGCGUGGCCUGUCCAUGACCGCCUACGCUGCAGCCAAGUUGGUCUUUGGCGACGACAGGUUUUUGGCUCCUCUCGCCGAGGCUAGCGUUCGAAGAGCCUCUAGGUUCGGCGCGACGGAUGUUGCCAAAGCUUGCUGGGCCUUUGCAAAGCUUCGCUUCGUAGAGGAGCCUCCGGCUAGGAGCUUUUGGCAAGCCAUGGCAGAACCUGCGGUGAGGAACAUCCCAGGAGCCCGCUUCGUGGAUGUGUCCAUGAUCUGCUGGGCCUUUGCCGCGACCGACCAGGCCUCCCCAGCUGUCUUCGAGGCGGCGUCGGCCGAGACGCGCGCCGUGGUGCACGAGCUGCCACCGCGAAGCCUCGCAGGAGUCGCAUGGGCCUUUGCUCGUGCCCGACAUCACGACCCGGGGCUCUAUCAGCUUCUGGCACAGCGAUCGGUCGAGGUGCUUAGUGAUUUUACUGCCCACGAUGCUGCCUCCUUCUGCUGGGGGUUCACUGCGGCGGAGAUGCCUCACACGCAGCUCUUCGAACGACUGGCGAUGCAUCUGAACCAGCCUGGCGAGCGGAAUGUGAGCGCCUUGCGGCGCCUGAGUGCGCCGCUCGCGGCCGAACUGAGCUGGGCCUUUGCAUCUGCCUCGAUCCAGGCGCCGGGCACUUUUGAGACGCUGGCGGAGGUGUGCAC
Symbiodinium natans is the source of this 1052-nucleotide messenger RNA. NCBI's taxonomy places the organism in Eukaryota, Dinophyceae, Suessiales, Symbiodiniaceae. The record is from the annotation of a GenBank genome assembly.